UUUAGUUUAAAUAUCGCGAGGUUUCGUGUGUUGGCGAGUUGUCCUCCGGGAGAUCUCGUGAGACCUUUCAGUAGUGGACUGCAAGGCUAAGUCCUCCUUAAUUGUCGGUCCCUGCAGGACGACAACAAAUUGCCUCCAGCACCUUGACUGAAGCACCAGAACCUGCUCUGAAGUCAUGGGGAAUAUUUUUGGGAAUUUGCUGAAGAGCCUCAUAGGAAAGAAGGAGAUGAGGAUCUUGAUGGUGGGGCUGGACGCUGCUGGGAAAACGACAAUCCUUUACAAACUGAAACUGGGGGAAAUAGUCACCACCAUCCCUACAAUCGGAUUCAAUGUGGAGACAGUGGAGUACAAGAACAUCAGCUUCACUGUGUGGGACGUGGGCGGACAGGAUAAGAUCCGGCCCCUCUGGAGGCACUACUUCCAAAACACUCAGGGUCUGAUCUUUGUGGUGGACAGUAACGACAGAGAACGUGUGAACGAAGCUCGAGAGGAGCUGAUGAGGAUGCUGGCUGAGGAUGAGCUGAGAGAUGCAGUUCUCCUUGUGUUUGCAAAUAAGCAGGAUUUACCAAACGCCAUGAACGCCGCGGAGAUCACAGACAAGCUGGGCUUACACUCCCUCCGUCACCGCAACUGGUACAUCCAGGCCACAUGCGCUACCAGUGGCGACGGCCUCUAUGAGGGCCUUGACUGGCUGGCCAAUCAGCUCAAGAACAAAAAGUAAGAGGGGGCAAACCUGGAAAACACAGCCAGCAAGCCACCCGAUCCAGUGUUUUCUUUCCUCUGGGGAUGGAGGGUGAGGUUUUGGUGCAAGGGUUUUGAAUGGUAGGCGCAAAACAAGACCCUGGUUUUGAGGGAGACUUCAUUUUUGCUCCGUGCUCAGUGGUUAUUUAAAGAAAAAAAAGGUUCAUAUCUAACCACAUGCACUGAUUCACACUAACCGUAAGCAGUCACAGCAGACACUUGCUUUUGCUCCGUCCACCUCUCGUUCUUUGGUUCGGUGUGCUCUGUGUUAGUCUGUAGUGCCGUGUCCAGUUUUCGUUUUCCAGGUGUGAGUCAUUAAUCGUUGUCCUGUCCUGCAGGGUCACAGAGAUGUGUUACACAGCCACGUUAAUCUUUGCGGGUUCUGAUGGUUUGCUCUCCUUUCCCUAUUGUUAGCAGUGCUGAACACUUCGUCUCGGUGUCUAGAUGCAGAGGGAUUUUUCAUCACAAACAGCUAAAGAAACAAUUCUUACCCUGUACAUAAUCCCCUUCAAACAUAAUCCCAUUAACUCAGGUCAACCUCUCUGUCCCUUCUGAAAAAAAGCUUCUCCACAGCAUGAUGCUGCCACCACCAUAUUUCAUGGAGGAAAUGGCAGCUCCCUCCACAUGCUAAACAAACAAAAUCUUACUGCCGUAUUUUGGGAAUAUUGUGAUAUCCUGUAUUUAACUCUAUUGAUCUUCAAUUAACUUUAACCAGCUUCCCAAAGUCCCUGCUGAAGAAAAGCCUCCCCACAGCAUGAUGCUGCCACCACCAGGUUUCAUGGUGGAGAUGGUGUGUUAAGCGCCGUGUGUGGAGUUAGUGUUCCUCUGCAUCUAUCCACACCUGCAUGUUGGCUAGGUGCAGAGCGGCUUCUUCCUCAAGUUUGCUGCGUCUCCUCUGGAGGUGGGGGACAUGGGAUUAGAAAUUUAUUGCAAUCUUUUGUGUUGCUAUUAUGACAGUAACAGUAAGAAAGAAAACCCAUUUAUAUCAUAAUAAGAGUAAGAAAAAAAAAUUAUCGCUUGUUUUUUAGGUAGUUAUGGCUGUGACUACAUGUCACAUCAUUCAUGGCAUCACAAGUACAAAUAUUGUUCUUGGAAAAACUUUCCCAUUUGAAUUAGACUUCUUCGGGAUGCCACUUAUUUAAAGAACUGUGGUUUACAUCACUAAACUGCACAGAGUAGCUGCAUUUAGUCAUAUUUUCAAAGUUACUGAUAUUUAUUUUUACUCGAAACAAACAGUGGAGAAAACUGUGGAAAUGAUAAUACUGUCAGCUUUGUGGGGUUUUAAAAAACAUUAAUUGAAAUUUAUUGAGAGAUCGAAAAAUCAAAAUUUGUAUUACAAGAUAUUUGUUUUUAUCAUAAAUGAUUUGAUAAAUGCCCACCUACAGUCCCCUAUGAAAACAUGAAACAGGAGAUGGUUUUCUUUCUUUGAGACUUUCUUCUUGCCACUCUUUUAUAAAGAUCAGAUCAUGUGGAGUUAGAAACAGCAGCAGCUCUGUGUGAAUUUCACUUUCUGUUUUAGUUGUUCUGACCUGCAGAACCUGGCUUCACAUUAUAAUAGCAUUCUGCAGAUUCAUACCAUCAUAGCUGACUCUGACGGUUUCCUUGCAGGCAGCAGAGAAAUAAUAAUUCAUGAACAUCUCUCCCAUCAUGCUAAAGACACAUCCUCUUACUGCCACAUUAUGGAAAUCUUUUGAGAGCCAUGCUGUGUUAGUAGUAGCUUGUGGCAACCUGAAGCACUGAAACUGGACAUUUUAAAUAUUUAAACCUGUGCUACACGCUCUCAAUUACCUGACAUGGAUGCAGCCUUAUCAGCAGCCCUUUUCCAUUCAGAAAUCCGUAGAUGAUGAGGUUUUCUCUAACCUGCUCUCAUUGUUGCCACAAAAAUUGACUAAAACUCUGCGAUUUGCAUGAGAUGCCAUCAUAUGCUUAUGUGUUUUUAGGACAUAUAGAAUCAUUUUAUAGUACAAUCAAACAAUUAUGUUACCCUCAGUUGUUACAAAAGUGCUUUCUAAUAUAUCAAAUAUGACUUAAAAUAAACCUGACUUUGCAAUUUGGCACCUUCAAAUUGGGCCACUGUCUCUUUAAGAAGCUUUCCAACACUCUACUUUGUUGUCAUCACAACAAAGCUCCUAGAUCAUGCUGUUUAAAACCAUUCUUAGGAGCGUUGGACUGAAAAGUAGGUCAUAUAGUGAACUCAGCAGACACACAGUUCCACCAGGUGUUUGCUAAUUGUUGCUGCCGCUAGUCUGCAGGAGCUGAGUGGGGGAGUUGUGGAGGAGGACUGCUGUGUGAGGUCAGAGCUUGGCUUCAAGGACAAGAUUUAUGGGAAAGAUGACACUUUGUGAGAACCGCUGUUUUGCACAGCUGAAUGGUUGCUACAGGAGAUUAAAGGAUUUCUCAAACAUGCAUGAAAGAAUCAAAGCAACUCUCCAGGUAUGUUUUUGAUGAGGGAAUGACUUUAUAAUAUGAUAUAAAGUUAAAAAAUGUCAUACUACCGCCCCUUUAAAGUGAGACACAGCUGCUUGUCCACCUUCUAAUGUGUCUAAAUCAGCUCUCAAAUAGCACCAGCUUGUGGUUUUUGUUUUUGUUUUUGUUUUCCCUGUUGAUUCUGUCACUUAAAGCUCAACUACUGAAUGUGAAUGUUGUGAAGGUAUCUUCACCUGGCUGUAAUUAUAGAUAGUUAAUGUUCUGUUUGCAUAUUUAUUGAAAGGAGAGACAAUCCGUCUCCACCUUCGUCUCUGACUGAUGACGUCACGGCUGAAACCAUCAGAAUCCACAGAUUUUUAAUGUCUUGCAAAAGUAUUCACCUCUCUGCAUUCUGCCGCACUGCAACAAAUAAACUUUAAUGUUUGUAACUGGAUUUUUAGGUGGUCAACACACAAGGAAUUGCAUAAGCGUGAAGUGGUUUAAAUUAUUACCUUGUACUCCAGUCCAUUAUUUUAUCAACUUUGACAAGUUGGCUUGUCUUUUACGAAAAAAAAAUAUUGCCCACAGCAUGAUGCUGCCACUACCAUGUUUAAAAGUUGGCGUUGUUGUGUGCAGUAUUAGUUUUCUGACGCAUUUAGUGUUUUGCUUAAAUUUUAAGCUCCUCUGACAGGAUCAGACUUUAAUUGUGAAGACAAAUUUCCUUCCAAUUCGCUGUUAUGCAUCACUUUGCGUUGGUCUGUCUCGCCAUAUCCUGACUAAAUGCAUUGAAGUUUGUGAUUGUCAAAAUGACCAAAUACCAAAAGUUAAAGUUCAAAGUCCUAUGAAUACUUUUGCAAGGUGCUAAAUGUCAAUAAAAUGUUUUUUCCUGUGCCAUACUCAGUCACAUACUAUCAACAGUGUCACCUACUGUACAUCCUCUGGUAUCUUAUCCGUACUUUUCUCAUAUCUAAGGUGUUAUACGGUUAUGGAUCAAUUCAUUUUGGGGGUUCAUGUGGCCUUAUAGUUAAAUUUUUAAUUUGACUUGCACAUAUUUAUCUAUUUAAAGAAAAACAACCUGCUGUUUAUUAAUCAGCACCCUCAAAAGCCAGAUUUUGCACUGCACUUCACAUUGACAAGGCAAACAUUUCCUCACAAGGCGUUCUCUUUGUUUUGCUGUUUUACUGGAUUCAUGUUCGGUGGUUGGACUUCUUCUUUGGUUUUCUUUGGGGUUUAAAUGAACUUUCACGUAGACGGUGUCUGUAAAACAAUGGUAAUUAGUGUGGAAAAGAAUAUUUUCCUUCAUUCAUUCUUUACCAUUAUAGUUGCACAAGUAGAUAAAAAAAUGUUCCAGUGCUGAAUGCAUGGAGACAUCUGUAUGUGAUGUAAGACAAGAUCCUGCUGUAUUAAAAAAAUUAAAUAAACUCAUUUAUUGUACAACCUGUC
This is a messenger RNA of Xiphophorus hellerii (green swordtail), 4590 nucleotides long. Its product is annotated as ADP-ribosylation factor 3. The transcript is spliced from 5 exons. The record is from RefSeq and is a predicted model, not a curated record. Gene Ontology annotation, molecular function: GTPase activity; GTP binding. Bases 176 to 721 code for a protein of 181 amino acids. Lineage: Eukaryota; Metazoa; Chordata; Actinopteri; Cyprinodontiformes; Poeciliidae.